UGGCCAACAUAUUCCUGUACCUGGGCGCCAUCAUCGUGGGCAUCAUGUCCUAUUACAUGGCUGACCGCAAGCACCGCAAGGCCUUCCUGGAGGCUCGCCAGUCUCUGGAGGUGAAGAUGAACCUGGAGGAGCAGAGCCAGCAGCAGGAGAAUCUUAUGUUGUCCAUCCUGCCCAAGCAUGUGGCUGAUGAAAUGUUGAAGGACAUGAAGAAAGACGAGAGCCAGAAGGACCAGCAGCAGUUCACCACCAUGUACAUGUACCGCCAUGAGAACGUCAGCAUCCUGUUUGCCGACAUUGUGGGCUUCACACAGUUGUCCUCUGCCUGCAGCGCCCAGGAGCUGGUGAAGCUGCUCAACCAGCUCUUUGCCAGCUUUGACAAGCUGGCGGCUAGGUACCACCAGCUGCGUAUCAAGAUCCUGGGUGACUGCUAUUAUUGCAUCUGUGGGCUUCCUGACUACCGAGAGGACCAUGCUGUCUGCUCCAUCCUCAUGGGACUCGCCAUGGUCGAGGCCAUCGCAUAUGUGCGCGAGAAGACCAAGACGGGGGUGGACAUGCGUGUGGGAGUGCACACGGGUACCGUGCUGGGCGGCGUCCUGGGCCAGAAGCGCUGGCAGUACGACGUGUGGUCCACGGACGUGACUGUGGCCAACAAGAUGGAGGCUGGAGGCAUCCCAGGGCGCGUGCACAUCUCCCAGAGUACCAUGGACUGUCUGAAGGGCGAGUUCGACGUGGAACCGGGGGACGGUGGCAGCCGCUGUGACUACCUGGACGAGAAGGGCAUCGAGACCUACCUGAUCAUCGCGUCGGGGCCCUACGUGAAGAAAAGCUCCCAAAAUGGCUCGGUACCCAACGGGCUGCCCACCGCCUCCAGGCCCAACACCCCGAUCCUCAUUGAGACCAAGGAGCCCAAUGGAGGCACCCACACCACUGGCUCCACGACGGAGGAGCCUGCGGAGCAGGAGGGAGAGGCCGACAACCCCGCCUUUCCCAACCCCCACCGGAGGCUUCGGCUCCAGGACCUGGCUGACCGCGUGGCAGACGCGUCCCAGGACGAGCAUGAGCUCAACCAGCUUCUGAACGAGGCGCUGCUAGAGCGCGAGUCCGCACAGGUGGUAAAAAAGAGAAACACCUUCCUCCUGUCCAUGCGCUUCAUGGACCCUGAGAUGGAGACGCGCUACUCGGUGGAGAAGGAGAAACAGAGUGGGGCGGCCUUCAGCUGCUCCUGCGUGGUCCUGUUCUGCACGGCGCUGGUGGAGAUCCUCAUCGACCCCUGGCUCAUGACCAACUAUCUGACCUUCGUGGUGGGGGAGGUUCUGCUCCUGGUCCUGACAAUCUGCUCACUGGCCGCCAUCUUCCCCCGGAACUUUCCAAGGAAGCUCGUGGCCUUUUCCACUUGGAUUGACAGGACCCGCUGGGCAAGGAACACGUGGGCCAUGUUAGCCAUCUUCAUCCUGGUGAUGGCCAAUGUGGUGGACAUGCUGAGCUGCCUCCAGUACUACGCGGCUGCAGGCAACUUCACGGCAGGCCCCGAACCAGAGGACGGCUGCGUGCAGAACCCCAAGUAUUACAGCUAUGUGGCGGUGCUGUCUCUGGUCGCCUGCAUCAUGUUGGUGCAGGUCAGCCACAUGGUGAAGCUCACGCUCAUGCUGGUGGUCUCGGGUGCCGUGGCCGUCGUCAACAUCUACGCUUGGCGCCCCAUCUUCGACAACUACGACCACAGGCGCUUCCAGGAGACGGAAUUCCCCAUGGUGGCCUUGGAGAAGAUGCAGGUUCUUCCUGCCCCAGCGAUCAAUGGCACCGACAGCCUGCCCCUGGUGCCUUCCAAGUACUCCAUGACCGUGAUGAUCAUUGUCAUGAUGCUCAGCUUCUACUACUUCUCCCGCCAUGUGGAGAAACUGGCGCGAACACUCUUCUUGUGGAAAAUUGAGGUCCACGACCAGAAGGAGCGAGUCUACGAAAUGCGACGCUGGAACGAGGCCUUGGUCACCAACAUGCUGCCCGAACAUGUGGCCCGCCACUUCCUGGGCGGCAAAAAGAGAGACGAGGAGCUGUACAGCCAGUCCUAUGAUGAGAUCGGCGUCAUGUUUGCCUCCCUGCCCAACUUCGCCGACUUCUACACCGAGGAGGCGAUCAACAAUGGCGGCAUCGAGUGUCUUCGCUUCCUCAAUGAGAUCAUCUCCGACUUUGACUCUCUCCUGGACAAUCCUAAAUUCCGGGUCAUCACCAAGAUCAAGACCAUUGGCAGCACCUACAUGGCUGCUUCUGGAGUCACCCCUGAUGUUAACACCAAUGGCUUCACCGGCUCCAAGGAUGAGAAGUCCGACAAGGAACGCUGGCAACACCUGGCAGACCUGGCAGACUUUGCGCUGGCCAUGAAGGAUACGCUCACAAACAUCAACAAUCAGUCCUUUAACAACUUCAUGCUGCGUAUCGGCAUGAACAAAGGCGGGGUGCUGGCCGGUGUCAUUGGGGCCCGGAAGCCGCACUACGACAUCUGGGGCAAUACCGUCAACGUGGCCAGCAGGAUGGAGUCCACGGGAGUCAUGGGCAACAUUCAGGUGGUGGAGGAGACCCAGAUCAUCCUCCGCGAAUACGGCUUCCGCUUUGUGCGCCGUGGGCCCAUCUUCGUGAAGGGCAAGGGCGAGCUGCUCACUUUCUUCCUCAAGGGCCGUGACAAGCCGGCCGCCUUCCCCAACGGCUCCUCUAUGACGCUGCCCCACCAAGUGGUGGACAAUCCCUGAAGCGGGGCCGGGGGUGCAGACGGAGCCCGUGGGCAUCAUUCACCUAGACUUUAGGGUUUAUUUAAACCAUCUCCCCAGCGCCGUUGGGCGCAGCCACACAUGGUCAGAGUAGGGUCGUAGGCAUAGAGCGGAGUCCCCAGAGCCCCGAGCCAGCAGGGAAGCGACUGAGGGGGCUGUGAGCACAGGUAAAGAGCUCGAGGGGGGCCCCUGGCGUUGGGCACGGCCCCUCGUCCUGAUGUUCCUGAUAAUCUUGAAAGGUUCUUCUGGAACCUGUCACCUUCGUCAGUCAUGAGAGCAGGAAGUGCAAU
This is a messenger RNA of Suncus etruscus (white-toothed pygmy shrew), 3049 nucleotides long. RefSeq names its product adenylate cyclase 3 (gene ADCY3). The record is from RefSeq and is a predicted model, not a curated record. Gene Ontology annotation, molecular function: adenylate cyclase activity. The coding region runs from base 45 to 2741 and encodes 898 amino acids. The transcript is spliced from 20 exons. Lineage: Eukaryota; Metazoa; Chordata; Mammalia; Eulipotyphla; Soricidae. Gene Ontology annotation, biological process: cAMP biosynthetic process; adenylate cyclase-activating G protein-coupled receptor signaling pathway; intracellular signal transduction.